Messenger RNA from Oncorhynchus tshawytscha (Chinook salmon), 3283 nucleotides. It is a transcript of the gene ghsra, whose product is annotated as growth hormone secretagogue receptor a. The transcript is spliced from 2 exons. Gene Ontology annotation, biological process: hormone-mediated signaling pathway; G protein-coupled receptor signaling pathway. Gene Ontology annotation, cellular component: plasma membrane. The record is from RefSeq and is a predicted model, not a curated record. NCBI's taxonomy places the organism in Eukaryota, Metazoa, Chordata, Actinopteri, Salmoniformes, Salmonidae. Gene Ontology annotation, molecular function: growth hormone secretagogue receptor activity. The coding region runs from base 720 to 1883 and encodes 387 amino acids.
GGACUGAGUUUUUGAAACCAUCAUAUUCAAUGUCACAGACUCAUAGAGGAUGUUGAUGUUGUUUGGAUGUUUUUUUGUUUACCCAUUUCUCUUGGCUGAGUGGUUGGAGGAGCUUUCCAGUGUCACAUCACCAAACCCUGACUAUGACUCACCUUCAGUCUAGGUUACCGUGUUUUCAUCUGACGCAUAAGAGCGCAUGAAGGGGACAGAGCAAGAGAGGGUCACUUUUUGGAGGAUGUUGUUUUAGAAGGUCGUAUUUGCUCGUUCAUCAAAAGUAUAUCUAUGUGAUUUAGACCAAUAUAUAUGCCUAUCAAUACCAGAGGAAAAGGAAUAUCAGAUCCUAUUCAUAUUUGUUUAAUACUUUUGUAGAAUGCGCUCAAAGGAUGCUAGUAUUAUUUUCUUUCUUCAGACAUGUAUUUUAGCUUGUGAUAUAUUUAAUAACAUUCAAAGGCUAUACUUUAUUUCUUACAAGUCAAAUAAUUUUGCAAAUGGAAGACAAGAUGGGAAGGUGUGUUGUAUUGCUCCAGUGCAAGACUGUUCUAAAAUAGAGGAGGACUCGGAGCUUAACUGCUGUUGGUAAAACCAUACGAUCCUUUACGCAUCACGCGGCGCGCACGCACACACACGCACUCAGAGGAAUAGAGGACAUGCGGAGACAAGAGGAGCGCGCCAGCCGCCCCAAGGAGAACCUCCAGCCGCGUGAAUGACCCGCAGGCAGCAUGCGCUCCUGGCCCAACCGAACUGACUGUCUCUCUCCCGUUAACUGCAGCUGGGAGGAUAACUACUGGAACUACUACUUUAACGGGAGCUACCAGGGUCCCGUGCCCCCCGAAAACCUAUUCCCCAUCCCCGUUCUAAUGGGAAUCACCAUCACCUGUGCUCUCCUGUUCCUAGCGGGAGUGACCGGGAAUGUAAUGACUAUACUGGUCGUGUCUAAGUACAGAGACAUGAGAACAACCACUAACCUCUACUUAUGUAGCAUGGCUGUCUCAGACUUGUUGAUAUUCCUCUGUAUGCCCCCUGAUGUGUAUCGGUUAUGGAAGUACAGGCCAUGGAUAUUUGGAGAUACAUUCUGUAAGCUGUUUCAAUUCGUUAGUGAGUGCUGCACUUAUUCAACGAUUUUGAAUAUAACCGCUCUGUCCGUGGAGCGGUACCUGGCCAUCUGCUUCCCACUUCGCGCCAAACGCCUGGUCACCAAGCGACGCGUCCGUGCGCUCAUCAUCUUUCUCUGGCUCGUGUCGCUGUUGAGCGCGGGACCUGUCUUCGUUCUGGUGGGAGUGGAGCACGAGACUCGCCCAGCGGCGGGAAACUCUGUGACUGCUGGUGGGGCGGAAGGACAGACAGAGAUAGACACUAGCGAGUGUAAACCCACUCAGUACGCGGUUGAAUCUGGGCUUCUAGCCGCCAUGGCGUUGGUUAGCUCUGUGUUUUUCUUCCUGCCGGUGUUUUGUUUGACUGUGGUGUACAGUUUGAUUGGACGAAGGUUGUGGAAGAGACGGAGAGAGAACAAUAUUGGAGCUAACGUAGCACACAGGGACAAGAGCAACAGACAGACCGUCAAGAUGUUAGCUGUAGUGGUCUUUGCCUUCGUCCUAUGCUGGCUGCCUUUCCACUUACAUCGUUACCUUAUGUCCCAUUCCUCCGAGGGCUCCUCUCCUCUCUGGUCUCUCUUCACCCAGUACUGCUCCCUUGUUUCCACUGUCCUCUUCUAUCUCUCGGCUGCCAUCAACCCUGUCCUCUAUAACACCAUGUCUAGGAAGUACCGGUCAGCUGCUGCCCAACUGUUUGGUCUACAGGAGACUCAACCACCCAGAGGGAGAACAGCAAGCACUGUCAAAGGAGAGAGUUCACCUGCCUGGACAGAGUCCACUGUUAGCCUGUGACUGUAGCCAAUUUGGAGGGUGAAUGGGCGAUAGAUAUAUACUUCUCUGAUUUUGAUAUGUAGUUGUUGUGAUCAACGUCUUCUUGUGUGUUUUUCAUCAGUGACCACUGCUUUCCCUGGUUGAUCAAACUCAAACAGGCACCAUUAUGGACCAUCAAGUCUUUAAUCCAAGAGAGCACCGGUUUACGCAUAACGUCCAUGGACGUUGAUUAUUGAUUGAAAUUUUAUCAGUCCGCCCUGGCCUUGCGUUGAACAUAUUAAUUAUAUUAGCCUCAAGGACUCUGAACGAGACUGUUGCUUUGAUGUCACAACCCGCCCGGCAAAGGCGUUUGAGAAGAUGUUUUAUAAAAUAUUUAUAAAACAAGGCGUUUCUGUCACCCAAAAAGAAGCACACCAUUAGCAACAAAAACGAUUAAACCGCUUUUGAAAUGGACACCUAUGUAUUUUCUACAAAUCACACAUGCAACACACAUGCACACACACAAACCGAAAGAGUUUUAACACUUGCCUUAAUUAAUAUGUGAACUGUAUUCUGGAUGACAAAGAAAAGCACUGUAGACCGUGAUGCACUUCUCUGUACCCUGAAAGAGAGGGACUGAAGUGCUGUGUGUGUGUUUGUUUAUGUUGAGUGAUUGGGUGUGUUGGGGUGGUGUGUUUAUGGUGAGUGACAGCGUGUGUUGGGGUGGUGUGUUUAUGGUGAGUGACUGUGUGUGUUGGUGUGUGUGUCUGUGUGUGUAGAUAUAGGUAACAGUGUUUUGCUACGAUAGCAUGUACAGUAGGCUAAUUAUACCGCCAGCCUUACUCUGUAAAUAGCAGCUUAGUAACAGUUCAAUCUGAUUGGUAUUAGUCUUGGCUUAUCCUAUAAGUACUUACAAAGCAGCCACUGCCUUGGACUCCAGAAUUCGGAUAUGGGAACCUGGUCUCAGAGCAUUUCGUAUUAUUCUGUACAUAAAUCCGAGACACUCCAUUUAGUAUAAUAUGUUACGUUUCAUAUGGUAUGUAUUAAUUUGUGGAUGUCCAUCAUCCAUUUCAUAUGAUAUGUUAUGAACUAGAAUUCGUAUUACAAAUUUGCUAAAUGUACAAUAUGUUACGAAUCUGCAACACGUACAAUAUGUUGCGAAUUUUCAAAACGUAUAAUACAUAACAAAUUGUAGCUAGGGGGCUAACAUUAGCUAGGCAAGGGGUUAAGGUCAGGGUUACAUUUAGGAGCUAAAAUGGGUAAGGUUAGAGGAAGGGUAAAGGUUAGGCUUAGGAGAAGGGUUAGCUAAUAUUCUAAGUAGUUGCAUAGUACCUAAAAAGUACUAAGUAGUUGAAAGUUGCUAAUAUGCUAAAGUUGUCCAUCAUGAGAUUUGAACUCGCAACCUUUGGGUUACUAGACAUCUGCAUUAUACAGGGUGGCAG